Dermatophagoides pteronyssinus (European house dust mite) is the source of this 588-nucleotide messenger RNA. RefSeq names its product 40S ribosomal protein S5-like. The record is from RefSeq and is a predicted model, not a curated record. Lineage: Eukaryota; Metazoa; Arthropoda; Arachnida; Sarcoptiformes; Pyroglyphidae.
AUGAGUUCUUCAUCACAGAAUAUCAAACUAUUCGGUAAAUAUCCUUUCGACGGAGUAGAGUGCGCGGACUUUUCGCUUAUCGACUAUAUCAGCACAAAAGGUGUAGGCAGUUGCUACAUUCCUCACUCGUCUGGUCGCUGGAACAAGAAGAGAUUUAGAAAGGCUCAAUGUCCCAUUGUUGAAAGACUCGUCAAUUCCAUGAUGAUGCACGGAAGAAACAAUGGUAAAAAAUUGAAAGCUGUCAAAAUAAUUCGAGACGCUUUCGAUAUAAUUGCACUUUCCACUGACCAAAACCCUGUCCAGGUACUUGUUGAUGCCGUCAGACACGGUGGAUGCCGUGAAGAUUCUACCAGAAUCGGUUCAGCUGGUAUUGUCAGACGUCAAGCUGUCGAUGUAUCUCCACUCCGAAGAGUCAACCAAGCUAUUUACCUCAUUACUCAAGGUGCUAGAGCUAGUGCUUUCAGAUCCACUAAAUCAAUAGCAGAAUGUUUAGCUGAUGAAAUCAUUAACUGCUCUAAGAAAUCAACCAAUUCUUACGCCAUUAGAAAGAAGGAUGAAUUGGAAAGAAUCGCUAAAGUCAACCGUUAA